Bactrocera tryoni is the source of this 2655-nucleotide messenger RNA. RefSeq names its product calcium-binding mitochondrial carrier protein SCaMC-3 (gene SCaMC). Gene Ontology annotation, cellular component: mitochondrial inner membrane. The record is from RefSeq and is a predicted model, not a curated record. Lineage: Eukaryota; Metazoa; Arthropoda; Insecta; Diptera; Tephritidae. The coding region runs from base 494 to 2287 and encodes 597 amino acids. The transcript has 9 exons. Gene Ontology annotation, molecular function: ATP transmembrane transporter activity; calcium ion binding. Gene Ontology annotation, biological process: transmembrane transport.
AAACAAUAAAAUUGCAAAUAUUGUGUGCGUUAAACAAAAGCAACACGAAUCGUUAAAAUAAGAAGGAAAACUUUUCCAAAUGAAAGUCAAAUCUAUAUGGAUUUCUUAGCUUGAUGAAUUGCGUGUAACAAAGUGCGAAUAGAGUAAAGACCAGCGACAAGCUUGUGGUCAGGUGCAGUGGCGGUACAAAGUGAAAUAGGUGUAAUUGAAUUUAUAGACAAGUGUGCAUAUGUAAAUGGAUAUUAAUCGACAAAAAGAAAAUUAGCCAACAGGCAAUUUGCAAUUGGCAUUUUUAACAUUCUUUUGAGAGUACGAAUAUGUGCAAACACAUGCACAUCGUAUUGUACAUAAUCACUUAUCUUUAGAGUAUAUAACUGGGAGACGCAGGCAUAAACAAACCUUGUCUACAUACGAACAAGUAUAAUCUAAGAAAUCAAUACUGGUUUAAUUUAUCGGAGAAAAUCAAUUUUCGCUUUUGGCUUUUGUAACUAUAAUGGUGGAUAAAGACGAAGACAAGAAUAUUGUAACGAACAAUAUAGCUCAAAAACAGGAACAGAAUAAGAUUGCGCAAAAAACUCAUAACUUAUCAUCAACAGCACCAACAACAACAUCUCCGUCUUUACAACACACCUCAAAUGCCGCGGCAAGUUCAGGAGCCAGCUGCAAUCAGAUUGCAACAAAUUCUACACACCUGGUAGGCAGUCAUAACCAUCCAAAAUUGAUACCCAUACAGAGUGUACUAAACACCACCGACUCACACCAUCAGAAUACUGCAGCAGCUACACAUCAAGCAAAAGGCCAUGAUAAUACCACAACUUUUCCGCAAUUCAUUACCGGUAGUGCUAGUGGCGCCCAUACGCAACUGGCCACAGAGUUGCCGCACGAAGACGAGGAAAGGCUAGAGAAGCUAUUCAACACGCUUGAUCGGGACGGUAAUGGACGUAUAGAUAUUCAUGAUCUCUCUGAAGCAUUACGAGAGUUUGGUCUCUCAAGUGUUUAUGCCGAGAAAUUCUUGGAACAAUCCGAUAUUAAUCAAAGUGGCGAUGUUGGCCUGGCAGAAUUCGUGUUCUAUGUGCGUGAACACGAAAAGAAUUUACGACUACAGUUUUCACAUCUGGAUAAAAACAAAGAUGGCAAAGUGGAUUUGGAAGAGUUAAUAGACGCUUUUAAAGAUUUGGGCAUUGAAGUUGACCCAGAGGAAGCCACAAAUCUACUUUCACGAAUGGAUCAAGAUGGCAGUUUAAAUAUUAGCUUUAAUGAAUGGCGCGAUUUCCUAUUAUUGGCACCAUCCACUGAUAUUCACGAUUUGAUCAAAUUCUGGCGGCAUUCUACUUACCUUGACAUUGGUGAAGAUUUAAAUGUACCUGAUGAUUUCACGCAAAGUGAAAUGCAGACCGGCAUGUGGUGGCGCCAUCUGGCGGCUGGUGGUAUUGCAGGUGCAGUGUCGCGUACAUGCACAGCUCCAUUAGAUAGGAUAAAAGUGUACUUGCAGGUUCAAACACAUAAAGCCGGAAUCUCUGAUAGUUUAAGAUAUAUGCUAAAUGAAGGAGGCCUCCGCAGCAUGUGGCGUGGCAACGGUAUAAAUGUGCUGAAAAUUGCCCCCGAAUCAGCGAUCAAAUUUGCCGCUUACGAGAAGAUCAAGCGUCUAAUACGCGGCGAUGAGAAGCGCCAGAUGACGAUUGGUGAACGUUUUAUGGCUGGUGCAGCGGCCGGUGGCAUCUCGCAGACGGUCAUCUAUCCGAUGGAAGUAUUAAAGACACGCUUGGCCUUGCGUAAGACCGGUCAGUAUAAGGGUAUAUUGGAUGCAGCGAAAAAGAUCUAUUUAAUGGAGGGUGUACGUAGCUUUUAUCGUGGUUACAUUCCGAAUAUGUUGGGCAUUAUUCCUUAUGCCGGUAUUGAUCUGGCGGUAUAUGAAACUUUGAAGAAAAAGUAUUUAAGUAGUCAUAAUACGGAACAGCCAAGCUUUCUCGUGCUGUUGGCAUGCGGCAGCGCGUCCAGUACAUUGGGACAGGUGUGCUCGUAUCCAUUGGCGUUGGUGCGCACGCGACUGCAGGCGCAAGUGAUCACCAAAAGCAAGCAACCCAGCGUGGGCAUACCCUUGCGGCAGGCGGGCGCUAUCAAUGACGACAACAUGUUCGGUGUCUUUCGCAAGAUUCUACACAACGAAGGCAUCUGUGGCCUGUACCGCGGCAUAACACCGAACUUCAUUAAAGUACUUCCAGCCGUUUCGAUCAGUUAUGUGGUGUACGAGUAUUCCAGCCGUGCUUUGGGUGUGAAUAUGACGUGAUCCCUCUACGUUAAGCGCAAUGUUAAUAAAAACAAACCAGCAACAAAUGAAUGGUCUUGUUACACAACAACAACAACAAUAAAAACGGCGCUCAGCUGCAUACUUAUAUACAUAUAUAUUUAUAUAUAAACGAAUACAUAUGUAAAUAAUAAUGCGCUAGCCCUAAACAGUACUAUUGUUGUACUUUUACUCCCAGUCUCUGCCUAUAAUUAAAUGCUACCAACAUUUGUAUAAUUCACAUUUUACUUUUUUUUGUUUUUUGUUUUCUGUUAGUAAUAUUGUAGUGAUAAUUUAGCAAAGAUGCUCCGCGUGAUACUAAUUGCUAAUUACAUACAUAAACAAAAACAAACAAAGAAGAAAAAAAAAAA